This is a messenger RNA of Cimex lectularius (bed bug), 3005 nucleotides long. Its product is annotated as alpha-N-acetylgalactosaminidase. The coding region runs from base 394 to 1683 and encodes 429 amino acids. The transcript has 10 exons. Gene Ontology annotation, cellular component: cytoplasm. The record is from RefSeq and is a predicted model, not a curated record. Gene Ontology annotation, biological process: glycosylceramide catabolic process; oligosaccharide metabolic process; glycoside catabolic process. Lineage: Eukaryota; Metazoa; Arthropoda; Insecta; Hemiptera; Cimicidae. Gene Ontology annotation, molecular function: alpha-galactosidase activity.
AAAAAUUUUUAGAAAGUAGCACGAUAUAAUUACUGUUUUACUCGCUCGUAGAAUAUUUCAUUUUAAACGGUCUCACUAAUGUUGUGGAUUUUCGUAGCUUAUACGUACUGCACUGUUGGCCGAAUAAUUUUUUUUUCUCGAAUUCUUUGCACACGUGCUCAUGCUCGUUAAAUUAACAUAUGUAACUAUUUUUUAAACCGCAAUGUAUUUUUAUUUGUAACAAUACAUUUUUUACACGGGUUGGCUUCAGUUGAAAUUCAUGGCCACUGAGAUUCGAAACCGGGCUCUUAUUGUAAUGAGUCACCGCGUCAAUUUACGUCAAAUAGAGAAUUAUUAGACGUCCCUACAUCAGGAGAUAAUCCCACAUGUCAAAUUGGACUAACAAGUAAUAAUAUGCGUUUUCUCGUGUUACUCAUCGGGACGGCCGUGGCCCUGGACAACGGCCUAGUCAGGACACCACCAAUGGGUUGGCUCGCUUGGGAAAGAUUCCGAUGCAACACCGACUGCAAAAAUGACCCAGACAAUUGUAUCAGCGAUCGACUGUUUCGGACCAUGGCGGACAUAGUCGUCUCGGAAGGGUACGCCGCUCUCGGCUACGAAUACAUCAACAUCGACGACUGCUGGCUGGACAAGGAGAGAUCUUACACAGGACAACUGCAGCCGGAUCCAGUCCGAUUCCCAUACGGGAUAAAAGACCUUGCCAACUAUAUACAUUCUAAAGGCUUGAAAUUCGGGAUUUAUGAAGAUUACGGAAACUACACUUGCGCCGGGUACCCAGGAAUUUUGGGAUCUUUGGAAACGGACGCAUUGACCUUCGCUUCUUGGGACGUCGACUAUGUCAAGCUCGAUGGAUGCUACUCCCAUCCACGUGACAUGGAUAUAGGCUACCCAGAAUUUGGAUACUACUUAAACCGAACAGGAAGACCGAUGGUUUACUCUUGUAGUUGGCCCGUCUAUCAGAUUUAUGCUGGAAUUCAGCCAAAUUUUUCUUCAAUUAUUGACAACUGCAAUUUGUGGAGAAAUUUUGAUGACAUUCAAGAUUCUUGGUCAAGUUUGGAGAGUAUAAUUGAUUAUUACGGAAACAAUCAGGACACCAUUGUUCCAAAUGCUGGUCCAGGGCACUGGAAUGAUCCUGAUAUGUUAAUCAUCGGAAAUUUUGGCCUAAGUUAUGAACAAAGCAAAACGCAAAUGGCAAUUUGGGCAAUUCUAGCAGCUCCAUUAUUGAUGUCAGUUGAUCUAAGGUCUAUAAGACCAGAAUACAAAGCAAUUUUGCAAAACAGAAAAAUUAUUGCCGUGGACCAGGACCCCUUAGGAAUACAAGGGCGCAGGAUCUAUAAGCAUAAAGGCAUCGAAAUUUGGGCAAGACCGAUAAGCCCUCUCUAUCAAAAUUACUUUUCUUACGCUAUCGCUUUUUUGAAUCGGCGAACUGAUGGCACCCCAUCAGAUGUAGCAGUCACACUUCAAGAAAUGGGGCUUAUAGCUCCUAGAGGGUACAGAAUAGAAGAUCUUUAUGAAGAUGUAGACUAUGGAAUUUUAACACCACAAACAAAAAUAAAAGUAAAAGUUAAUCCCUCUGGUGUUGUCAUUCUCCGAGCAAAUGUACAGCCCCUUUACACUCAAACAACACAGUAUGAUCCUUUUAGGAUUUAUACACCCGUUGACCGUAAUAACUACAAAAAAUAAAAAAAAUGUGUGCUACCUUCAAGAAAACAUGUGGAACUUUCUUCAAAUGGUGCUGAAUAUAACAUUAUUUUGUAAUAUUGGAAUCGUCUUGAAUUUUAAAAAUUUUAUUUUACUUAUGCAUUAAUUAAUAGAAUAAAUAAAAAUAUAUCUAACUGCAAAUCUAUGAAGUGGGAUGAAUGAAUUGGCAUAUAAUAUUUGCAAAGUUAUCAAAUUAUCAAUCAUUAUAUAAUCAUGGACAUAAUAUACUAAAUAAUGUGUUAUCUGCUGAUCUGCAGUGAAUUAAUUUUUUAACUUUGUUUUAUUUAAUGCUUGUAGUCAUGAAUUUGAUAUCUUUCUGUUUUAUUUAAAGUUAUUUAUGUUUCAUAUGAUUAUUACCAGAAGUUAAAUAUUUUGCAUAAGAAUGAGUGAUCUUUCAAUUGUAUAAAUAUAGAAAAUACUGAUUAUAAUUUAAUUUAGUGUGUUAAUAUGUAAUCACUAUGAUGACUAUCAUAAUUCAAAUUAUUUGGGUAAUUUGUUUUAUAAAUAUUUUUUGUUUAAGCCAUAAGUUUAUAUUUCACAUACGUACAUUUUUGCUCUAACCCAUUUUAAAAAAAAUUGUAUUAAAGGAUAUCCACAUUGUCUGUAUAUAUAUUAUGUUCCUAUUUUGUUUAUUUAGACAAUUGCAUUAACUUAGCAGUACCGUGAAACAAUUAUGGUAAAAAUGCAACAUAAAACUGCUUCCAUUGAAACUGUCUCUGACAAUAAUUCUAACCAAUAAUUAUGAUAGCUGUUUUCGAUCAUAACAACACAUUAAACUUUAAAUAAUUGUUUAUUUAAUUAAUAUUUAACACGUUAAUAAGGAUUCAAACGGUAAAUAUUUUUACUGUUUCCUUGUUUAUUGCUCACAGAAUUAAGUUCUAACACUUAAAUCAUUCCAAUUGUACAAUAGGAUAUAUAGAACACUGUUUAUUAUGAACAGUGAGAAAAUAAUUUGCCAUUAAAUAUGUUUUGUUUGUUUGUAUUUAGCUAUUAUUUUUUGUAGCUUAAUUUUCUGUCAGUUAGGCCUUAUUAAAAAAAUGAUUUAAAUAUUUAUAUAGAUAUGUAAUUUUAUGAGGAUAAAGAUAAAAUAAACGAUUGUAAUUAAAAACAAAAUGUGGUAUUUAAUUUAAGAUUAAAUUGUACAUUUUCAUGUAAAUGUAAAUACGCUACUGUAAUGUUAGGAGAGUUUGUUAUAGUUUAUACAAUGCACAAUAUACAUAACUUUCUGUUUAUGAUCUGAACAUGCUGCUUUUACUGUGGCCACUUCUCUGGUAAAUUUUGUAUAAAUAAAUUUCUUAAUUCAA